Molecule: messenger RNA, 5613 nt
Organism: Trichoderma breve
Lineage: Eukaryota; Fungi; Ascomycota; Sordariomycetes; Hypocreales; Hypocreaceae
Product: ARID/BRIGHT DNA binding domain-containing protein
Exons: 14
Coding region: 1-5613 (1870 amino acids)
Biological process (GO): regulation of DNA-templated transcription
Molecular function (GO): DNA binding; zinc ion binding; DNA-binding transcription factor activity, RNA polymerase II-specific
Source: RefSeq, a predicted model, not a curated record
AUGGCAGAACUUCUUCGAUAUACCCAGGAAUGGCACCAACAGCAACAGGAUAUCCACCCCAGUGACUACAUCGAAGAGACUGCCGAGCAUAAUGAGAUUGCCGAGCUCUCCUCAAGCUUACUGGCUCUCUUUAAAGAAAUCGUUCUCGCAUUAUCGAACCACGCCAGGAUCCCUGGGGACGCUCGGAUAAAUAUUGAACGCAGUUGCAGUGCUCUGAUUCUGUGGUCGGAUGGCUUUGGAAUCACCCAGGGCCGUCUGAAUGAGACGUUCAACAAGUCACGCAAACUCCGUUAUACAACUCUCAAGAAUUUAUUGCAUAUUGGACGUGUACUUACCGAACGCUUAGUACCUGCGGUGAAUAUCUCGUCGGAGAAAAUAAAAGUAUUGUGUUCCAACGUUGAGUUAAAUAUUGAAGCAGCAGCGGGUCUCAUAGCUGAAGAAUCCUGUCGACAAAGUGAUGAUUCUUCCAGUGAUGCAGCCUCUAACUUCUCAGACGAUGAUAUUUAUGAGAUUGCAGAGGACCUCAAGACCGAUACUCUCGUUCUAUCCGGCCUGGACCCUUUGUUGAAGCACCCGAUAUUCGACGCUCAGCAUGAACAUAUCAUCGAAAGCCAUGCUCUCUCUACCUGGGGUCCUGAAAAGAGCUAUUCCGAUAAGAUUGGGAACAGAUUCCCUCGCGCAGAUGUUUCUCUUACUCUAUAUCUCGGUAGAGCUAACUAUGAACGCUUUCUGCGGUGCCAAGAAGCAAGAGAAUAUCAGGAAGAAGAAGAGCCCCUGCCUAUUGUCAAUCAAGAAGCGGGAACCCAUGCAGGGACAAUAAUCACCAACACCAAAUUCCAUGAUUCCGGCGUCGGCACAUCCAUAGCAUUAACUAUGUCCUACGCAGAAACCACAAUGAGUUACAAUCACGACGGCCAGUCUGUACGCAUUCCACCACUCCCGAAAGAAGCCAAGGCAGGCUCGCCUUUUAUUUGCAUUGCCUGUGGUCGUACGGUAAUUAUUACCAACAACUCUGCGUGGAAACAGCAUAUAUACCUUGACCUUCAACCGUACAUGUGUUUAGAUCUAUCAUGUCCCUAUAGCAGCAGUACCUUUGAAAGUCGCGAUAAGUGGAUUGCUCACCUAGCGCUGGACCACGAGAUGGAGCCUAAAUGGGCAUCUGCGGAGUGUCCUCUUUGUAGAGAAGAAACAGGCAACGGAAAGAUUGCCAUUACCAAGCAUCAUUCUAAACAUCUUGAAGAGGUAUCGCUAUCAGCUCUACCUGUUGAAGUCGACUCGGACGCAGAGUCCGAGAAUAGCCCCGAGUCCAGCGAUGCCAAUUACUCUCUCGAUGAGGGAGCCUAUGUGGACAAACUCAAGACCGGAAGGAAUCAAACGGCCCAAUCUGAGGCAAAAGGAGGGGCGUUGCAAAAAGCUUCUAAGAUUCUAACUGCUUCAGAGGCAGAGAAUGUGGCUGCACAAUUAAAGAAGACUCAACAGAAUAUUGAAGAAAUGGUCAGGAAAAAAGAAGGGACUUCUAAAAUGGCAAAAUUAUUAUCUCCGAUCAAGUUUACAGAUGCCGUUGGUCGAAGGUUUAACUUUCCCGUUCAUUUAUGCUAUACCUGGCAGGAAAUGGAUCAUCUGAUAAAGCAGGCAUUCUCACAGGUUGACAUUCUGGGACCCCGCGUCCAAGCGGGCCAUUAUGAUUUAACUGGACCUGAUGGAAACAUUAUUCUUCCUUCUGUGUGGGAGGAGACGGUUGAGCCAGGUCUGCAUAUUACGAUGACCAUGUGGCUAGUCGAUAAAGGACUAUUGGCAAGCAUCGGACUGAAAGAGUCUGAACAGUCCCCUGACGAAGGUAAUAGCGAGAAGGAUAACUCAUUCCAGAAUAACACCCCUUCAAAGCGACAACAAGGAGUUCAACAUUCGGAGGAUGUCCAAGCUGCUCGAAUAAUUCGAAUGAGCGGCCAAAACUUCUUCAACACGGUAAAGACAUAUUUCAAGGACCAACCCGAUAAAUUCACCAGAUUUCGUGUCAUUUUGGCUGAUAUAACAACAACUGAAUGGGUCCCUGAAGCAUGGCAACGGUCAUGCUUCGAAUGCAGGGUGGCAGAGGCCGAAUGUGACGCCAAAUCUCCUGAUCCAUGUACAAGAUGCCGCCUCAAGAAACUUUCUUGUGCUGUUCAAUUUGCUACGGUAUCUCGGCAACAUACAUUCGUCAAUGGUGACCAAAUACGCCAAGGUAUUACCAACAUUGGCCGGCUAUGUGAUGGGUAUCCUUCUUUUAUGCACGAGCUCAACAGCGUAAUGCCGACCGGCUAUCAGGUCGAGGUUCUUGAUGCGUUAACAGUGCGGCUGUUUGAGCCUCAUAAUAAGCAAUCUACUAUCCAAAUUGGCAUAUCAGAACCUGCUAUCAUGGGCCUUAAUACUCAGGAUGGUCUGGAUACGGAACCCAACCAGCAGGGCAAGAGUAUGUCGGAAGCUCUCAGUCGGCCUACGCUUGCAGAUCGGAACAGCUCUGAAGAUGCCAUGAUGGAACAAGAGGAAUCAUGUAGCCAGCAAUCCUUCCAACAACAUAGAGAGAAUAUGAUGAGUGCUGACCUGACGUCUAUAUCAGCUCACUAUUUUAAUGAACCUCAAGCCCAAAUGGGCGCUCCACCGUCGCAAACGAGCGGCAUCCCACAAGCUCAGUUGCAGGCUUUGCAAGCAAUGCAAGCCUCAUCGCCCGCUAUGCGAAACGGAGUCCCCUCUACUAUCGGUGUACAGAUUAGCUCUUUGGAAGAGCAAUUUAGGAGUAAGGACUCUAAUCUUUCGCCUGAACAGCUUCGCCGCCUUGCUAUCGAGCAUUUAACUAGAGCCAUGAUGGCAAAGCAGCAAAGCGCUAUGAAUGCCGCUGCCGGUGGACAGAUUGGCCUUGAUAAAAAUAACACACCAAAGCUGGCUUAUGCUGAGCUCAACAAGACCGUCGAGAGUUAUGUGGAUAAGGUUGAGCAACGUUUCAUUGGCAGCCCUCGCAUAUCCGGCCAACUUCUCGAAGUUCUUCUAGAUGCCCAGAAUGGCACUCGUUCCACAGAAAACGCUUACAUGGUGGCCAAAGAACUGUUUGGCAUGAACUCGGAUCUGUUGGAUGAGUUCCAAAAGGAGCUUACCAAGCUUAAUGUAGACCUCCUACAAAGACGCCAAAGCGAACUAAAUGAUAUCUCUGAAGCCCCCGAUGAAGCUUCCAUAACAGUUAUAGAUGACAGCAACCAAGAUGGAGAGGUGAGGGUAGUGGUGGGGAACAAAGGCGAUUCAAACAACCCAGAUGAACCGCAGUCCUGCCUCUGCAACAGAGGAAGCGUUGGUAUCAUGAUCCGAUGCGAUAAUGUUGACGGCUGCAAAUAUAAAUGGUUCCAUUUGGAAUGUGUAGGCCUUACUGUUGCUCCCUCAUCAAAGGAGAAAUGGUAUUGUCCUGAUUGUCGUGGCCAUGUCAAUAUCGAAGAGAAGACGGAUAUUGAUCUACAAGUGCUUCCACCCGAUCCAACAAACCCCAAAGUUGCAAUGGACACUGAACCGUCAACCGGAGAAGGCAGUACAGAUAUUCUCUUCGGUACACAAGCCAAUCUUGAUUAUUUAGAGGGGCUUGCCAAGUUUCACAAGCAGCAAGGGAAUAACUUGAAUCGUUUGCCAUAUGUCGAUAAAAAGCCCGUCGACGUUUAUCGCCUAAAGAAUCUAGUUGAAUCCAGAGGCGGAUUUGACAAGGUGUGCAAGUCGAAGGAGUGGGCCGAGAUUGCGAAAGAUCUCGGCUACAGCGGCAGGAUCAUGUCGUCCUUGUCUACGUCGCUCAAGAAUUCGUUCUUGCAAUGGCUCUCCCCGUACGAAGAGUAUCUGCGUGCGGCAAAGCCUGGAGAUGAUCACCAGCUUGAAGAAGAGCGUGUCAACCCUAGAAACAAAGGGAAGGAAAUACCAUCAAUUGGUUGGAUCAACUAUGACUCUCCUAAUCCAGACAUUUACAUUUGGCCACCCGAACCGGAUGUUUCUGGUGAGGAUGAAAGCGAACUAGCCGGGUCUUCGAGCGCUCCACCACCUCUGCCGCCUCCAGUCAUGGAAGCAACUAACCCUUUCACCGAUCGUGUGAAAAGCAGCAAUGAUCCUGAAUUGUCAUCACCCUCCAGCGAUAGGCGGGGGUUAUUUGACGGGGAAUAUACCGGUCAUGAGCCAUUUCUGGCUCGUCCCAGACCCGACACCUAUACCAAGCAAUUGCCACCUAUCUCCGGUGUUUCGGAGGCUAGCAAUUCGGCCGAGGGUGACAGUUCCGAGAAAUUCGUCCUUUCACCAAACCCGUUCCUUAGCUCAUUUGGCUCAGGGGACGCAACCCUGCCAUGUGAGGCAGAACCUCAGGAACAGCAAAUCUGCCUCCAAAGAUUUAAAUCCAACAAGCAGCGAAAUAGACACUACUGGGCAUUUCACAAUGACUAUGCAAAGCAGCGAGGUAUUCAAGACCCAAUUGAGUGUACAAUCUGUGGCUCGAUAUUUAUUAGGCGAGAAUAUCUCAAAAGACACAUUAAAGAUCGCCAUUUCAUUCAUGAGGAGCAUGGAACGGUCGGCCAAGAUGCAGUGCGAGCGUCCAGCGAAGAACUGACAGACCUCGAUGACAAGGACUUUACGGAUCUGGGGCCCGAUGCUGUUAAUGCCGUGGCAGCAGAGGCUCGUGGCUUACCCGAUGAAAGGGAUCGAGAGUUCUUCCAUGCCAAAGUAGGAGCGCAGGUUGCCCAGGAAUCCGCCAUGCAAGACAAAAACGUUUCACCAAAUGACGAGUACAUGCAGGCACAAGCGCAAGCGCAAGCCCUGUAUCAUGGUCAACCCUCGGCAGCUCACAAUGAUGAUUUCAUCAUCAAAGCUCCUUCAGUCUCUUCUCAGAUUGCAUUUUUGGAAAAUGGCUUGAGUCCGAAAAUCUGGACCGGCACGCAUUUUCUUCCGAGAUUUAUACGGGCAGCAGAAGUGCCCGGCGAAGGCAUGUGCUAUUUCUACGACGACGGAAGUCACUGUAAAACGGUUAUUGAUGGCGAGGUUGUAAACGCCCACUGGGGCGUGACAAAAGAGGGCAAGCCUCGCAAGCGGCUGGCCAUUGCAUGCAUAACUUGCAGAGAGAAGAAGACUAAGUGUGAUCCAGACUAUCCACGAUGCGUCCAAUGCGAGAAAUAUGGCCGUGUUUGUAAGUUUAAAAAUGCACCUAAAGGGGGCAAUAUCCCUUUGCCAUCGACGUCUUCGAUCGAGCUCGAUGAUGGCGGCGACCUACGGCGUUCAAUUAGCGAUGUAAGGUCUCCCGGAUCCCCAUCAUCCCGAGCCGGAAUGCAGCCUGUCAUUAAGAUUCCUGGUACCCUGAUCGAGUACGACGGAAGCGAUUUUCAUGUCACCGUCAGCACCAACUCCGCAGUCGGAGCCGGACCUGGCUCAGGAAUGCCCGGCGGUGACAAGGAAAGCACCGUCUACCAGGCACAAGCUCAGGCUCAGGAUCAGGCACGAGGACCUCAGCAAGCAGAUGACGAUUCUACCCUACAAGGGGAAAUACAGGCCCGUGGUCGCCGCAUUAUCUGGGAUCGCCUGAUGGAAGUUGCAGCAGAACAAUUUAGCGAUCCUGAGAACGUACCAUAG